Messenger RNA from Carassius auratus (goldfish), 981 nucleotides. Its product is annotated as insulin-like peptide INSL5. Gene Ontology annotation, biological process: adenylate cyclase-inhibiting G protein-coupled receptor signaling pathway. The transcript is spliced from 2 exons. Gene Ontology annotation, cellular component: extracellular region. The record is from RefSeq and is a predicted model, not a curated record. The coding region runs from base 59 to 520 and encodes 153 amino acids. Gene Ontology annotation, molecular function: G protein-coupled receptor binding; hormone activity. Lineage: Eukaryota; Metazoa; Chordata; Actinopteri; Cypriniformes; Cyprinidae.
CUGUACCUGAACACACUUGAAUAUUGUUUGUUUCAAUUUGAUCACCUCAAGAAACACCAUGAACAUGAAGGGGUUUGCAUCUUUAGCUUUUUUAAUUAUUCUGGAGAUUUCCAAGACUGAGAGUCAAGAUGUACGAGUGAAGCUUUGUGGUCGUGAGUUCAUUCGGAUGGUGGUCACAUCGUGUGGAAGCUCGAGACUCAAAAGGAAUUCACCUGAUUCAGACCUUCACUUCGCAAACCCCCAUAGGAAUCUACAAAACUGGCUCAACAGCGCCCUCGUUGCGCAGAAAGGGACCCUGACUGCUGAGGAGGAGCAGUGGAGGGAGCACGAAUCCCCCGAGAGCGCGGCAGAGCAUCUAGUCCCCGACCAGCAGCACAUAAGCCCACCAGCAGAGCAUCUGGAACACUCCAGCACUGUGCAGGAUCUCAGGAUGUCCUCCAGGACCCGCCGUGAUGUCGGGCCAGCGGGCGUCUGCUGCACUUCAGGAUGCACUAUGAGUGAACUGAUUCAAUACUGCUAAACUCACACAAGCUCUCCUAGGACGGAUAUAGAGCCCUAUAGAGGUCCUGAAGCUGCAUGUGGUAUAAACAAUUAUGUUUCAUUAAACACUGCAUCUAAGUUACCUCAACUGUGUUCCACUGUUGUUCAUAGUCAUUAACAUGGCUUCAUUCCUGUACCUAACAUGAACUAACAAUUAAAAUAAUUCUAAAUUAUUUAUUCAUCUAAAAAUGUUAAUUUUAGCAUUCACUGAUAAACUAUUGUAAUCAAAAAGCUGUAACUGUUACUGUAAUAUGCUUUAACACACCUGAGCUAACAUGAACUAAAAAUGAACAGUAGCAUUUUUAUUAACUAAUGUUAGCAAAGAUUAAUAAAUACUGUAACAAAUGUAUUUCUCAUUGUUAGUUAAUGCACUAAUGGGACCUUGUGUGGAUAUACAUAUGCAAUUUAAUGAAAAGUGCUGUUUGUUAUAGACAUAUAUGA